UGGGCGGGGUCACGGGGCGACGCCUCGCGGGCCGCUGGGAGCGGCGACGUCCGUGCUCCCGGCUAACGGGCGGAGAGCGGGGACUGGACAGGGGAGUGCGGCUUGGGCUGCAGAUGUCAUGUGGCCUGUGCUUUGGACCGUGGUACGUACCUAUGCUCCCUACGUCACAUUUCCUGUGGCCUUUGUGGUCGGGGCUGUGGGCUACCACCUGGAAUGGUUCAUCAGGGGAAAAGAUCCCCAGCCUGUGGAGGAGGAAAAAAGCAUCUCGGAGCGCCGGGAGGAUCGCAAACUGGAUGAGCUGCUAGGCAAGGACCACACCCAGGUGGUGAGCCUUAAGGACAAACUAGAAUUUGCCCCCAAAGCUGUUCUGAACAGAAACCGCCCAGAGAAGAAUUAAUGGAAGACGCAGAGCCCUGUGUUCCUACUGUGUGCCAUGUCUGGUCCUGCCACCAUGUCAACCCAGCCCUGGAACCCACCUCUGAUUUGCUUUGUUGCUUAUUCUGGCCCCUUCCAUGCCACACAGCCAUACACAUACUGGUUGCUCCUUUAUGGCCAGGCAGACACAGCAGCAGCUGAGGGGCCAGUGAAGAGGAAGGCCCUGGAGGGUUCUCGCCUGAAGGCUGCAUCUGUCGUGUGGUGGCCACAACUGCUCAGGCUUCUGAGCUUAUGGGUGCACUGCCAGUAUGAGUGUUAUGAAAUGAACAUUGGCUGUCAGUCUUCAUGGGGAGAUGGUUUGGCUUCCAGUGUGAAUGGCUGGGAUUUGGGUUUUGCCAUUAGGAGAGAUACCUAUAUGUCUAGUUCCAGUUUUCACUGGGAAGAAUUCAAAAAUCCAGCUGGCUCCCUUCACUAGUUUUCCCUCUCCUUUGUAGUCAUUCUUCCUGAAAUUUUGUCCUGCCAGCUCAGGAAUGGGAUUCCUUGGGGAAGGAAAGCAUUUUUCUGUUCUUGGAAGCUCAGGCUAUUCACCUUGGGGCAGGGAGGAACAUGUGCUUGGUGAAUUUGCUUGAAAACAAUCACCAUCUUCCACGCUCAACACUGUAUAGUGCAAAACUUGAUUAAAGUGGCAUCUGAGAACACAUAUUGAUCAAA
Molecule: messenger RNA, 1086 nt
Organism: Cynocephalus volans (Philippine flying lemur)
Lineage: Eukaryota; Metazoa; Chordata; Mammalia; Dermoptera; Cynocephalidae
Gene: SMIM12
Product: small integral membrane protein 12
Exons: 2
Coding region: 119-397 (92 amino acids)
Source: RefSeq, a predicted model, not a curated record